This is a messenger RNA of Anastrepha ludens (Mexican fruit fly), 1229 nucleotides long. Its product is annotated as kunitz-type serine protease inhibitor homolog beta-bungarotoxin B chain. Gene Ontology annotation, molecular function: serine-type endopeptidase inhibitor activity. NCBI's taxonomy places the organism in Eukaryota, Metazoa, Arthropoda, Insecta, Diptera, Tephritidae. Bases 324 to 707 code for a protein of 127 amino acids. The transcript has a single exon. The record is from RefSeq and is a predicted model, not a curated record.
GCGACAACUCUAGGCCGCACAGCGCAGUCUCAUAUAAAAUCGCGUAGCCUAACCGCGACGAAUUCAGUUUGAUUGCAAACAUUAAACACAACAAGUGACUUGGCGAAAAGUAAAAAGAAAUUCAAAUUUAUUGGAGGACUUCAAUUCAAUUGAGAAACAAAUUCUUGUAUUUUGCAAAGUAAUAAUUAUUCAAAAAGUGAAAAUCGCAUAAACGCAAGCAAAACACGAAAGCACACUAGCGAAAAUAGUGAAAACCUAUUAAACAUUCUGAAUUGUUAACUAAAGAACUAGACCAGUGAAUAAGCAAUUACGCGACAAUCACCAUGCAACACCAAAGUGCCUACAACAACAAUAAACGUGUGACUUCGCUACAACUAGCAUUCAGUGUCGCAUAUCUACUCUCACUCCUGAUGUUGCUUACCAGCAACACACCAAUGGCUGAGGCGCGUCCCAUGGACCUCUACGAUGAUGUUGGCGAUUUCUUCGAUGCUGUCUCCCUGGACGAUGUGCCAUUAUCCGGCCGUUCCGCACCGGAAACCUUCUGCCGCAUGCCAAUACGCAAGGGUGUUUGCCGCGCGCUUAUUCCACGCUUCAGCUACGAUCCCAGUCGCAAGACUUGUGUCGAAUUCAAAUUCGGCGGCUGCGAUGGCAAUGAAAACAACUUCUCCAGCUAUGAGGCGUGCAUGGCCACGUGUGAGGGCAUGUAAAUGUGCACGCACACCCACAUAUAUCUGCAUGCAUUUGAAUAAAUAAGCGCCGCACAAGUGCAAAAAUGUUCCUCAUACGCCCCGAAAUUGCCAAUUGAAGGCUUCAAAGCAUCACAUCCCAUCGCAUCACUCCCACAUCUGCAGCGUGGUUAAUCGUCCUUUCUGGCGUUUCCAUUAAAUAGUGUUCAUGGCAUUUUUAUUCACUUGUAAUUUAAGGUUUUUAAUUUAAUUUUUUUGUUUUUAUUGGUAAACAUUAAUAUUUUUCACACACACACAAAGGCACACUUCAUUGACUCGAAUGCGAGAAAUUUUCUACAUUUUCAUUGUUUGUGAUAAAUUUUGGUUUAUUUGUAGCAUCUAAGCAUUUCUUUUUCACCAAUCGAAAACCGAAGAAAAUUAUUUUUUUAUUUUUUAAUAAUAUUUAGUGUGCAUUUUUGCAUUGUACGAAAUAUUUGUGUAAUUGCUUUGGUUUUUAACGAAUUUCAUCUGAAAAUUAGUGCACCCGUAUUAUUUAUUAUUUAU